CCCUUAAAAACUUACUCAUUUAUGCCUCGAAACGAAGAAACGACUCGAGGUAAACGAUUUCGUGUCAAGAACUUGGAAAACUAGCAGGAGGAUCAUCGACUCUCGAGGCCUAGAUCUAUCAGUUGGUGGCAGGGAUGUGUGUGUCGCGUGUGAAUUCUGAUACCAGAAAAGAGGAGGAGUGACACAUGCACGACGUUGACAGGAUGAUGAGAGGCAGGGAGCCCGAGAUACAAGCUCAGUGAAGAAAGUGUCCGGGCUGUAUUUAGUGGUCAGCUGUUUGUAGUUUCCUCACCACUCUCGCCGGGCAAAACUACCCCGUCAACGAGUUCAACGCCAGACUGACCCAACAAUGCAAAUUUGUUGGUGAGAAGAGAGCAGUGGAUUGUGGGUCAGGCCUAGGAAUCUCUGAGACCCCCCCCCUCCCGUCCCCCCUUUCCCUUUAGAACGACUUCCUUGUCCUUCUCUGUUUCGACUGCUGUCCCAUCGGACCUUAGUGUCAAAGAGGCCCCCUUUACGUCCACUCCAUUUUAAAGAAGUGAAUCAAAACAGAAAGAACUAAAAGGGAUAAACCUUUCCCUCUUCCUUCCUUCCUUCCUUCCUUCCUUCACGUUCUCUUCAUCGUGAGAAGUGAAUGAUAAAAAGAAGAAAUUUUUUUAAACAAACAUCAUCGCUUCCACUGUUUCCUUUUCGGGCACCUCAUCAUAAGAAGCGAGAGACAGAAGAAGGAAAUUGGACCGAACCAUGAAGCGCGUCACAUUUCUCGCACUUCGUCUCCUGCCGCUGUUGCUGUGUGGUGCCGUAGUUGUACAGACAGCGCCCCCUCGAGGAUUGAACGGCGACGAGCAGUCAUCAUCAUCAUCGUCGUCUUCUUCUUCUUCCCUCUCCUUCCUGUCGGAGGGUCUGAGGAAGUGGGUGGUCGAGAAGGUGGACGUUGUAGGAGAGACCGUCUCCCGAGGCGGAAACCACCCGGUCUCUUUCCAAGAUGGCGGUGACGUCGGCUCCCGGAGAAUGGCGCACCGAGUCUUUGAGGUCAGAGGUCAAGCCGUGUCGGAACAAGCCAACUUAGGCCUACACCUCCAGAACGUUCCGCCGAGAUUCAAGUCGCACGAUCUUGUGAACAGCGACGUGAUGACGUCAUUUGAUCUCAGCGCGCCGAAGCCUCUUUUUCGAAAACUUGACGCGCUCUCGUCGCUUCUUUCGGAGACAAAUGCAGUACUCUCGAAGAAACUGAAGAAAGUCAAGGACGUCGUACUUCGCCGAUUGUCGUCUGCUGUGCCUACGCCCCACGUUGAGUCUGCUGCACCGAAAUACGAAACUAGAAAUAGAAAUAGCCAAGGAGUAGACGUGCGGAUUUCCCCGCGUGUGGACGAGCUUGUGCGGGCGUUGACCCAUGGUGUGGCCUACAGCCGGCUGGUCAGUGCAGGCGGUCACUGGAUGUCGGGCCGUCUGGGCGGGUUUGUGGACUGUGAGCUGUGCAAGCUCGGGCUGACCCUAGUACAGACCCUGGUGGGCAGGAACGCCUCGGAGGAAGAGGUCGUCUCCUUGGCAACGGGAGUGUGUAAGAAUUUACACAUCGAGACGGACAGGGUGUGCCAGGGGCUCAUGCGGGAGUUUGCCCCCGAGGUCAUAUUCGUCCUGCGACGGUUGGUCCUGUCUCCGUCAGAGAUCUGUGGCCUGGUCCUGGGCCCCUCGUGUGGCGAACCCUACGACCCCUGGGACGGCUGGAAUGUGACGCUACCCUCUGUGCCACAACCGCCGCCUGUCUACCCCAGCCCGCCCAAGAAAGGAUCCCCGACCUUCAAGUUCCUCCACUUGACCGACGUCCACUUUGACGCGGCCUACAAGCCUGGCAGUAACGCCCAGUGUGGGGAGCCUCUGUGUUGUCGGGCCGAUAGCGGGCCUGUCACCAACAAGUCUGACGGUGCCUGGAAGUUUGGGGACUACCGUCGCUGUGACACGCCCCUCUGGACCCUGGAGAACCUCUUCUCUACCCUGGCCGCUCAGAAGGAUCAGUAUGCGUACGUCAUCUGGACGGGUGACCUGCCGGCCCACGACGUCUGGGAGCAGCCACGGGAAGCUCAGCUGUCCUCGCUGCGUACCGUGGUGGCGCUGCUGCGCAAGUAUCUCCCUGACACGCCCAUCUACCCAAGUCUGGGGAACCACGAGAGCUCUCCCGUUAACAGGUGGAUGUUGCUGAACAUGACAGACCCCGCCGGAGAGCUCCAGUGGUUGGUGAACACACUACAGGCGGCCGAGAAUGUUGGGGAGAAGGUUCACAUCCUGGGUCACAUCCCGCCGGGCAUCGUGGACUGUGUGAAGGCCUGGAGUUGGAACUACUACAAGAUCGUCAGUCGCAAGUCCUGGAUCACAGCACCUACAUUCUGGACCUGGAGAAAGCUGAACGUGAGGGGAACAUCACCUGGGAGCUGGAGUACUCCGCCAAGGCCGCCUAUAACAUGAGCAGUGUCUACCCCAAAGACUGGGACCAGCUGAUUGAGGUGAUGAAGAGAAAUACCACAAUGUUACAGCUGUAUAAUAAAUUUUACAGGAAGUCACGCGAUUCUGGGGCGUGCGAUCCCACCUGCCGGACGGCGCGUCUGUGCGAGGCCCGCAGCGGCCGGUCACAUGACCCAAACCUGUGCCGAGACCUUGAGGUGACGGACGAGAAGAGUUACGCCGAGGUCAUGAUGAGUCAGCCCAAGUAUUGCUGAGUCGGCACUUGUGGAGGUUUUUUUUGUGUGUGUGACAAAAUGAUAUAUGAUGCGCUGGCACGAUCAGUGGAAAGACCCUCGGCGACAUUUUGGAGAGAGAGAGCAACAGAGCAUCGAUGGACAUGUCCCGGAAUGCAAGGAUGUUGCUUCCUGAAACAAAGAAACUAUAUGAGUGAGUGGAGAGUGGGGUGUGAGGAUGAAUGAGCUGUGACAGUACAGGGUUUCCAAUAUGUUAUCGCGACCUCAGUGCUUUCUGGUCGUAUCUCCCUUUUUUUUAUCAAGAGUGAAAAUGUGACUUCUUCUUAAGCU
Aplysia californica (California sea hare) is the source of this 3020-nucleotide messenger RNA. RefSeq names its product sphingomyelin phosphodiesterase. The record is from RefSeq and is a predicted model, not a curated record. Gene Ontology annotation, biological process: lipid metabolic process. NCBI's taxonomy places the organism in Eukaryota, Metazoa, Mollusca, Gastropoda, Aplysiida, Aplysiidae. Gene Ontology annotation, molecular function: hydrolase activity.